GCCACCGCGGGGAGCGGGUCCGUCCGGGGGGGCUCCCGCCCCGGCGAAACCUCUGCGGUCGCCCCGUGGCCUGAAUAAAAACGCUGACCGGGAGGGGGGAAAAAACAAAGUACAUUCGGUCCUAUCCUCCUCCCGUCCGGGCAUUUCACAUUUAGCAUUUUUCUCCCUUCGCCCUGCUGAAAUGCUGGAUAGCUACUGCAUCCCUGCAUGAACGUUUCCCUGUUUUUGUGUGUGUCUGUGCGUCUUUUGCAAAGGACAUGAUAGAAAGUGAAAUCACGUCCAUGAUGUCAGGACUCCUCAGAAGCGCAGGGCAAAACCACCACCCUUCGCCGCAGGAGUACAGACUCCUAGCUUCUGACCCCUCGCAGCUGAGUGAAGAUGACCUCCCCAGUGACUUACAGUCGCUGUCGUGGCUGACAUCUGUUGAUGUUCCUCGGUUACAACCCAUGGCCAGUGGAAGAAUGGAUUUUAGCCUUGGCGCCCAGAAUGCCAUGCUACAGCAGACAGGUCCUGUGGCAAGCAACAUGCACUCGACAGGAGCAUCUGGAGCAAUGAUUCAUGUCCAGGCCAGCCUGCCACAGGGAAUUCUUGGACUGAACUCUAUUUCAACACAUGGAGCAAAUAUGAGUCAGUACGCUGUAGGUGGGCAGCCAUCUCCUAGUUUACAAACGCAGCAACAGCUCUUCCCUCCUCCUCAUUCACAGCAAGUGUUUGCCAUAGCACAGAGCACACAACAGUGUAACCCAGCAGCAAUCUACAACACGCCCUAUGGGGCCCAGCCACACUACUCGCAGCCUCGCCUGGCUCCCCACUCCGCCCAGGAACUGCAUCCCAAGCACUACCCCAAGCCCAUCUAUUCGUACAGUUGUUUGAUUGCAAUGGCACUGAAGAACAGCAAAACGGGCAGUCUCCCAGUGAGCGAGAUCUACAGCUUCAUGAAGGAGCACUUUCCCUACUUCAAGACAGCACCUGAUGGCUGGAAGAACUCUGUGCGCCACAACCUGUCCCUGAAUAAGUGUUUUGAGAAGGUGGAGAACAAGAUGAGUGGCACCUCCCGCAAAGGAUGCCUGUGGGCUCUCAACCCUGCCAAGAUCGACAAGAUGGAAGAGGAGAUGCAGAAGUGGAAGCGGAAGGACUUAGCUGCUAUUCACAGGAGCAUGGCUAACCCAGAGGAGCUAGACAAGCUCAUCACUGACAGACCUGAGAGCUGCAGGCGGGCCGAUAAACAGGCCGAGUCUGAGGUCCCUACCCUGAACCACAUGGCAGCAGCCCAAGGCCGAAUCUCCGUCUCCCAGCUGCAGCCCCAGCCGAUCAUGACGCUCUCGCUGCAGUCCAUCCCCCUGCAUCACCAGAUCCAGACCCAGGCUCGCAUCGCCCCAGACUCACCCGCGCCUGCCCAAACGCCGCCUCUCCAUACUCUGCCUGACAUAAGCCACAGCCCUCUUCCCCACCACCCUCUGGGCCGCGCACCUCCAGACUUCCUGAACGUGACGACAGCAGACAUGAGCACAGAGGUGGACGCGCUUGACCCAAGCAUCAUGGAUUUUGCGUUGCAAGGUAACAUAUGGGAGGAAAUGAAAGACGACAGCUUCAGCCUCGAUGCCCUGGGUGCCUUCAGCAACUCCCCGCUCCACUUCUCAGACUGUGACUUGGGCACUCCUGGCCUCACCCCCGUCUCCAGUGGCAGCGAUCGCUCCUUCUCAGACUUGCAGGUCACAGGCCUUUACACGACUUACACGACGCUGGACAACGUAGCGUCAGCUCAGUACAUGAACACCCAAGGCAACAAACCCAUUGCUCUGCUCUAAGCUUUGCACCGUUCCAUGAACCUCUAACUCAGGGCCAGUUUCUUCUGACCCUUGAAAUCUGAACAUGAAAGCAAUAAAACAGCUCCUCCUGCAGACACUUGCAGAGUGUUGGCUAUUUACUGGGACACUGCACGUGAUGCCAAAAUAAAAAUCAGACCAGUAGAAUCCCUUCCACCCAUGCCAAGACUGAGGAAGGGACGUGAACAGUUGUGACACAGGACUGGUGAGCUUGUAAGAAGGACCUGGAAGGCAUCAGUCAGUAGGAACCUUUACUAGAAUGUAACGGAGCUAGAAACUAGUCCAGUUAAGGCAAAUACAGUUAAUGACACUGAUCUGGACUGACUGAUCACUGCACACACAGAGGUGAACACAAGACAGUGCUCUGGUCAGCACCAAGUUAGAGUCUAAAACGGGGUAUCACACACUAUGCAUCUUUUUCUUAAAUUGUCAAAUAACUCUUGCCCUCGAACAAAGAUCACAUGCAGUUUCUGGAGAUACUUGCAACACUAACACUUUUCUGACAUAACUGGCUUUUAAUUUAUUUUCAUGAGGUAGGAAAAAAGGAGGGAAAAGAAGAAAAUGAAAAGUCAAAUCUAUAGCAGACAGCUGUCAUCAAGGUUUAAAAACAAAGUCCUUGCCCCAUGAAGGAAGUGGUACUACUGAAUUAUUAAACUGAUCACUGGCUAGAAGUUGUAGGAGUUAUGCCUUUUUUAGGAUUAAAAAAAUAGAAUUGUUUAUAGUCCUGUAGAUUGUGCUUCUGUCUAUUCUUGUGCUAGGCAGUAUUACUGUUUGUAAAUUUAUUUAUAUUUAUUGUAAUGAAGAGAAAUUAUGUAAACUGAGCACUGUUCAAUUUUUUUAAAUGCUGCAGUAACCUGGUUUACAUCAACUAAAUUAUUCAUAACCAAUAAUGCAACAAUUUUAAUCACUUUUGUUACACUACAUUUCUUUUAAAUGAGCACUUUUGAUACUGUGAAACUCAUGUUUUUUAAAAAAUUCAGAGACCAAAUAUUGUAACUGUACCAUACCAAUUCAGAAGUCCUUCUUUCCUAAUUAAUCCAAGUAAAAUUAAUUCUACUGUAGGUUUUUAAACUUUCAAAACCUGCUUUAUAUUUGAUAAUAUAAGUUGCAAAAAAUUUGAAGAAAUAUCGCAAGAUAUGAAGAACAAACUGUAAGAGAGUACUUUGAAAUUUAGCAUUUAGUCUACUUAUACCUCUGUGACCAUGAAGUAAUAUUUAUAUUGUUUUGCCUGUUCCUGUGCAUGAACAGCAUUUCUCGGUCUGUCAUUUCCCAACAGAGGAUCCGCAGCCCCCAGGAAUGCUGCUCUCACACUAAGUAUGGCCAGGGAUGGUUUGGGGCAGGCAGCCUCACUGGGGUAAGUCCAUCUACUAAAAACCAACCAUGAAACAAAACCGCAUGGGCCUUCGCAGGUCUCCGCUGCGAGCCGGGAAGGGGCAGGAUGCCGGAGCUGCCCCGUGGGGACACCGUCUUGCUGAAGACCACGGUUGGGAAGAUGGGGGGUUAGGACUGCACCUGCCUGUGUCUUCCCAGGCACACGAACAUGGCAAGCUCUUGCAAAAAGGCGUGAUGCUCCACGUCAUAAUUUAUUGUUCAAAAACAAAUAUGGUUAAUGGUCAUUCGCUGGCGUCAUCUAAGAUGUCUUCAUUUUUUUUAAAUAAAUAAUAUUUCUUAGCACUAAACCUGGGUCA
Molecule: messenger RNA, 3514 nt
Organism: Dromaius novaehollandiae (emu)
Lineage: Eukaryota; Metazoa; Chordata; Aves; Casuariiformes; Dromaiidae
Gene: FOXN4
Product: forkhead box N4
Exons: 9
Coding region: 258-1808 (516 amino acids)
Biological process (GO): regulation of transcription by RNA polymerase II
Molecular function (GO): DNA-binding transcription factor activity, RNA polymerase II-specific; transcription cis-regulatory region binding
Source: RefSeq, a predicted model, not a curated record